AUGGACGUACACCUGGUGCCCGUCGGUGGACGGAGGAACUAUACAGGUUUCGUGACGAAGACGAUUGUAUACGCGGCUACGUUGUUUUUGUUUUUGACAUCAUUCGCCUUGACGCUGGCGUCAAUAAUCCUGCCACGAUGGAUCAGUUCUCUGAAAGGAACGUCCGCCGGUGUCUCCUACGGCCUCCACUACCGUUGCUUCUCCAAAACCACACCCAUCGCGACGACAACCUGCGUGCGCUUCCCUCAGUUCGACGACUGCACCGGUGACGACCGCCAAUUUUGCUCCAUGUGGCGCACCAUCGGGUUCCUCAUGUCGUUCGCCGUCGUGCUCGAGGGCAUGACGUUGAUGACGUACAUUGUCAUCCUGACCGGGGGCAAGCAGAUGCGCGAGUCUGGAUGGCGUGUCCUCUCGCUGUUUCUUGUACUGGUCGCCCUGGUUCAGUGUGCUAGUAUGGCGCUGGUGUCGUACCUCAACGACAACGACGACCACUUCUAUCUCAGCUUCCGCCUCGAUGACUCCUUCAUCAUGUGCACCGUCAGCUGGUGUCUGGCACUCUUCACGGCCGCGACGGUCGUUUUCGCCGCCCGCGUCUUACCCUCAGAAGGCGGUUAUGAGCUGAUAGCUGACCCUAACGACUGA
Histoplasma capsulatum G186AR is the source of this 642-nucleotide messenger RNA. RefSeq lists its product as uncharacterized. NCBI's taxonomy places the organism in Eukaryota, Fungi, Ascomycota, Eurotiomycetes, Onygenales, Ajellomycetaceae. The transcript is spliced from 4 exons. The record is from RefSeq and is a predicted model, not a curated record. Bases 1 to 642 code for a protein of 213 amino acids.